Trichoplax adhaerens is the source of this 765-nucleotide messenger RNA. RefSeq lists its product as uncharacterized. The transcript is spliced from 3 exons. The annotation marks the transcript as partial. NCBI's taxonomy places the organism in Eukaryota, Metazoa, Placozoa, Uniplacotomia, Trichoplacea, Trichoplacidae. Gene Ontology annotation, cellular component: membrane. The record is from RefSeq and is a predicted model, not a curated record.
AAAGAUGGGUUCACUCUUAAAGGUGCAGCUAUCAGAAUGUUACCCUUGGCUUUCAUAACAGCUGUAUCAACGUAUACCUACUAUUACGCUCUGACAUUUACCAGUUCUACGGAUGUUACAGCGGUUUUUUCCUCUGCCGCGGGUUUUGUCUACAUUCUCUCUAUAAUAUGGCUGAAAGAACCUUUCGUUAUUUUUCGGUUCUUGGCUGUGAUCUUCUCUAUUGGAGGCGUAGUUUUAAUUGCUUAUUCCGAGGGGUUAGGAUCUUUUGGAGCAAUUGGUGUUUUACUAGCUGCAGCAAGUGCAUUAAUAUCUGCUGUUUACAGAGUAAUUGCAAAGAAAUAUAUGGUCCAUCCAUCGGUAUCUCAAGCUGCUUUAUUUGCGUCCUUACUAGGCAUUUAUAGUAUGUUGGCGCUAUGGAUUCCCACUGUAAUCUUACAUGCUGUUGACGUGGAGCCGAUAACAAUUGCAAGCUUUCCUUGGACUUUGCCUUUAAUUGUUCUCUUUCAUGUUCUGUAUAACUUAUUUCUUUGUAUUGCAAUCGCUAUUACCUAUCCUGUAUAUGCAUCAUUAGGACCGCUAUUGGCUAUUCCCUUGAAUGCAGCGAUUGAUGUUGGGUAUCGACAGGAAGUCUUUAACACCUACAAAAUAUUAGGCACCGUAUUUUUAGUAGUCGGAUUUUUAAUCCUGACAGUCCCGUUGCCAUUGAUGUUGACAUUUUCCGCUAAAGUUCGUUCAUUAAUUACAUUUAAACCUAUUAAAAAUUAA